Molecule: messenger RNA, 3775 nt
Organism: Exaiptasia diaphana
Lineage: Eukaryota; Metazoa; Cnidaria; Anthozoa; Actiniaria; Aiptasiidae
Product: ephrin type-B receptor 2
Exons: 18
Coding region: 231-3017 (928 amino acids)
Biological process (GO): axon guidance; protein phosphorylation; cell surface receptor protein tyrosine kinase signaling pathway
Cellular component (GO): plasma membrane; neuron projection
Molecular function (GO): ATP binding; protein binding; transmembrane-ephrin receptor activity
Source: RefSeq, a predicted model, not a curated record
GCUUCCUGUGGUACGGAAAUAACAGCAAUGCAUAACAAGCUUCCGGGUAAAUCACUCACCGUCCAGUAAGAGCUCGUUUCUUCAUAUAUAACGGAUCCUUACGAAAGCUGAAAGCUGUUGAGGAUAGAGUAGAAUGAUUGCUUUAUGUUAUACAUUCGAUCAAUCUGUUUUGAAAAAUCUGAGAACAGGUUUGAAAGACUAUAAUUUGAGCUGUUUGUUUGUUUGUUACCAUGCAGUGCAUGUGUACUUCAAGUUUUAUUCUCGUAUUUAUCUUCGUGGCAAGUAGUGAAGCUGGAAAAGACAAAAUUAUUGAAGUGCCUCAAAAGAAUGCACAGUCUAAAUGGAUAUGGUCUUGGACCGGCCAGUGGGAUCCGAAAGAUUAUGGAAAACCAUUUUAUCAACAAUGUGAAAACUCAGAUAGUCAAACAAACAAGUGGAUAAGAAGCGAUGAGUUCCUGGUUGGUGAUGCAAGAAGAAUUGAUGUUACUGUCGCAUAUGCGGUCUCUAAGUGUUCUAGUGUGUCUUUAGUAUAUUGCAAGGAUACAUUAAACCUUUAUGUUUAUAAGACUGCAAUUAAGCAUACAUUUGGCGGUAUUAAUAUAAUCCCGGAACCUUGGAAAAAACCCGAAAUCUAUCAUGUCUUCGGAACCACGUCUGCAACCAACUUUAGUAACGGAGUCCCUUCUCGUAGUUUUGCCAAUACAGAAACACAUUCAUUUCUUGCAAGCACUUCCACACCGUACCAUUACUUCGCCAUACAAUAUCAAGGAGGAUGUUUUGAGUUGUACAGUGUUACCAUAAGUUACUCGGUAUGUCCAUCACAAGCUCUUCAUACUACUCUAAUACAAUUGCCACGAACUCUAGCCCCAGCUAACGGUACAAUUCAAGUAUCAGGCUCAUGUGCAGAAAAUGCUCACUCAUUGGCUAACAAUGCAACAUUAUAUGGUCACUGUCAAGCUAACGGUGAAUGGAGCAGUGAUGCAAGUGGCGAAUGUUUGUGUAAAGCUGGUUAUGGAAAAUACCUGAAUGGAUCUGGUGCAGUUUGCAAAGAAUGUCCACUUAGGACUUACCAAGAUUUACCAAGUGCUAGUGCAUGUAAAGCUUGUCCWGCGAAUAGUGUACAAGAUGUGGUUAGAAAGAAAUGUAUUUGUGCUCCUUCCUUCUAUAGAACAAAGGAUGAGACAAUAUUCGAAAAUUGCACAGCACAACCCUCAGUACCUCAAGAUAUCAGGACAACAUUUCUUAAUGCCACCUCGACUGUUWUAAAAUGGAAGACCCCUUCAAAUCUUGGUGGACGGACAGACGUUUACUACGACGUGGAGUGUCAAAAGUGUGACGAUAAAGGAAACAGCUGUAGUGAAAGAUGUGGUGAGGUUGAAAUCAUUCACACUCCAAAAAACAGCAGAAARGCCACAGUAAAACAUCUUUCUAUAUACACGUACUACCAAUUCAAGGUAUUCGCAAAGAAUGGAGUCACAUAUUUAGCAGAAAGCAAUGGAAAAAAGCCAAAGUAUGCAAUAUUCAAACAGAGAACAAGCGAAUCGAUUCCAGGAGUACCAGUGUUGAAUACGGAAGGGUUAGGCUCCACUUCGGUGCUACUUAGCUGGACCUUGACAGAACAAAAUGGUAUCAUAACUUAUUAUCAAAUCAGCUACUAUCCUGUCGGUGACAAGUCUACCCGGAAAGCUUUGAAUACAUCAAAAAGCAGUGUGACAAUCACUGGACUAGAAGAAGGCACAGAGUACUACUUCCAGGUUCGUGCUUCUACGCUUGUAGGUUUAGGACCUKUAGGAAGUACAAAGAUGAUGAUCCCAGGUAAAAGAGAMAACAAGAUAGGCAAUGACAACACAACUGAUGUCACAGUUCCUGUUCUUGCUUCGAUGCUCGCACUUGCUUUGUUGACAGUAGCUCUUCUUAUUAUUGUCUACAUCUUGCGAAAGAAGGGUCUCCUUCAGAGACAGAGCGCUCCUAAAAAGAACGAAAGACAUGCUCAUAUUGGCAGAGAAUAUGAUCAAGCGGUUAUUGUUUUGGAUGGCAUUUCCGGAGAAACAACUGAUGAUCUUUACGCUUUCGUCGUUGAUGAAACCUUAUGGGAAAUACCMAGGGAAAACCUGUCAGUUAUUAAAAGACUUGGUAGUGGAAACUUCGGUUGUGUUGAUAAAGCGACGGCCAGAGGUUUGCACGUCUGCCCUGGACAAGUAACGGUUGCUGUGAAGACUUUAAAAGAAAAUGCGGMAGAUAAAGACAAAGAAGACUUCCUGACAGAGCUUCGAUUGAUGAUGAGACUGGAACCCCACCCUCAUGUUGUUAAACUAUUAGGGUGCUGCAUGAAGUCCGAUGGUCCAAUGUGCAUUAUCCUAGAAUAUUUGCCCUAUGGCGAUCUCCUUGGCUAUUUAAGGCGAUCACGUGGUCACGAAGAUACCUACUGCUCAGGAGAUCUUCGUCCAGAAACAAAGUUGACAUCACGUGAUUUAUUGAAGUUCGCCUGGAUGAUAGCUGAUGGAAUGGGUUUCUUAGCGAAAAAUAAGUGUGUUCAUCGUGAUCUUGCUGCUCGCAAUGUCCUUGUUGGUGAAAAUAAAAUCUGCAAGAUAUCAGAUCUUGGACUUGCAAGGAGAAUCAGAGAGRACGUCUACACCAGAACAAAAGCGGCUCGAUUACCAGUGAAGUGGAUGCCACCAGAGUCGCUYUUCCAUGGAGAGUCGUCUAUUGCUAGCGAUGUGUGGUCUUAUGGAGUUGUUUUAUGGGAAAUAUUUACUCUUGGUGAUUCUCCUUAUCCUAAAUACAACGGGAAAGACAUACCAAGACUACUGCAACAAGGCUACAGAAUGCCAAAGCCAUUUCACCUAUCAGAAACUCUAUACUUACUAAUGUUGAGAUGCUGGCAAGACAAACCCGAGGACAGACCAUCCUUUACCAUGAUAUGCGAUGAGGUCAACCAAUACUAUAACACAACCAAGGAUUAUAUCAACCUUGACGUGUUUGAAGAUGCUUCGUACGUCAACUUCGAUGUCCUUUAAAAAUAAAUGGACGGUUUAUGGAGCAUCAUCACAUUGUACCCUCAAGGAAAAUUUGUAAAAUAAUUUUCAAAACAGCUAAACUGACCUAGACUGCUUUUUCAAUGAGAACUACAGUUGACUCUCUUUGAACGACCACUCUCGUAAGCGACCAUAUCCCGUGAGCGACCACCUUUUAAAUUUCCCGUUAUAAUUGUUUCCCAUAUUUAAAGUCUGUAAAAAAAAUCUCCCGUGAACGACCAUCUCUUUUAAGCGACAACUUUUUCCUGAUCCCGAGGUGGUCGCUUACAAGAAAUUAAACUUAAGUAAAUGUGCAUACAGUAUAUAGAAGGAUCGAGUAGCAAACUCGAGUUCACAUGUGACAUACAAAAUUUUUGUACGGGAUUCCGUCAGCUUCAAAUCACACAUAUCAAAGAAAUCAUAUAUAAUUCAAAAUAUGUGUUGUUAUUAUACGUAUUUGAUAAUACACAAAGGAAAUCUUACCUCUUCAUUUGGUCUCAUGCAUCUCUUCAGUUAUUUCUCAUUUUAUCCAAUCAUAACUCUGCUCUCUUUGUAUAUCUCGCCUUAACCACAUAACCAUACAAGUCAUGGGCUGCCUGUGUUACGGAAAUAACAGCAAUGCAUAAAAUUGCUGUUCUUGCUUUAUGGUUAUACUUUCGAUCCAUUUAUUUUGAAAAUCUGAGAACAGCUUUGAAAGACUAUUAUUUGAGGUAGGUCAAUAUUAUAUGUCUCGUUAAUAAAAAGGAAAUUGUCAACUUAAA